CUGAAAGCUGCAGGAGGGAAGGGGAGAGAGAGAGAGAGAGAGAGAAACAGAGGUGAAUUAUCAACAUGAGUGAAGAGAAAGCAGAGGUAAAGACUUUACCUACAUUUGAAGCUGGCCCAUUGGCUUCACCUGGAAACACCUAUGCCCCCAUCCUGAGCCGUAAUGAGGCCGUGAAGGAUGCCCAGCGCCUCAAGACCUUCCAGGAGCUAAGGGACAAGUACGUCCUCAAGAAAGUGCUGUUUGAAGACCCACUGUUCCCUGCCAACAACAACUCUCUCUUCAAGACUCGCAGGGCUCCCCUUGAUAUUAAAUGGAAGCGGCCGCGGGAGAUCUGUGAAAAUCCCCAGUUCAUCAUUGGCGGAGCUGACCGAACAGACAUUUGCCAAGGAGACCUUGGUGACUGCUGGCUUCUUGCAGCCAUUGCUUGCCUGACACUGAAUGAGAAACUGCUGUACAGGGUCAUCCCACCAGAUCAGAGCUUCACAGAGAACUAUGCUGGGAUCUUCCACUUCCAGUUUUGGCGGUAUGGAGAAUGGGUGGACGUUGUGGUGGACGACCGAAUUCCAACAAGUAAUAAUAAACUGGUCUUCACAAGUUCUGGGAAGAAGAACGAGUUCUGGAGUGCUCUUCUGGAGAAGGCUUAUGCCAAGCUGCACGGCUCAUAUGAGGCCCUGAGUGGAGGGAACACUCUGGAAGCCAUGGAGGACUUUACUGGUGGCGUAACCGAGUACUUCCACGUUAGGGAGACACAGCAGGAGCUGUUCCAGAUCAUGAAGAAGGCCCUUGAGAGAGGCUCGCUCAUGUGCUGUGGCAUAGAGGACUUGGUCCCACAGAAUCGUGCAGUCAGAACACCCACCGGUCUGGUAAAAGGACAUGCUUACUCCAUAACUGGUGUUGAACAGGAUAGUAAGGACAUCCAGAUUCGUCUGAUGCGUCUCAGAGACCCUUGGGGGGUGUCCCCACUCCCCACCUGCAAGUCUAAAGACUGGCCAUCCCUUGCCUCUUCAGAGGAGGAGAAACAGAGGCUCCAGCCAGUUGAGGAGCUGGGCGAGUUUUGGAUGUCUUAUGAGAACUUCUACAAUAACUUCACCCGGGUGGAGAUCUGCAACCUGACCCCUGACACGCUAAAGAAUGACUGCAUGGCAAACUGGACAGUGACCGUCCACGAGGGGCGCUGGGUGAAUGGCUGCUCCGCUGGAGGCUGUAGGAACUUCCCAGACACUUUCUGGACAAACCCUCAGUACCGCAUUCGGCUCAUGGAGGAGGAUGAUGGGGGGAAAGGAUGUACGAUGGUCAUAGCUCUCAUGCAGAAGGAGAGACGAAAGGAGCACCUCAUGGGACCAGUUAUCCACGCCAUUGGCUUCUUUGUCUAUGAGGUGCCAAAGAAGUUACAUGGCAGUAACACGCCACUGUCUAAAGCGUUCUUCCAGCAGAACAGCUCAGUGGCAAAAAGCAAGUCUUACGUCAACCUCAGGGAGGUCACUGAACGCGUUCAGCUGAAGCCUGGGGAGUAUGUUAUUGUGCCCUCGACCUUUGACCCUAACCUGGAGUGUGAGUUCAUUCUCAGAAUCUUCACAGAGAAGAAGAGCACAUCAAGACUGAUCGAGGAUCCAGUUCAAGAUGAACGGCCGGAAACCAUGGAAAAAAGGAAGCUUAAGCUUGGCCAACCUCCAGAGGAGAGUGAGGAGGACAAGCAUUUCAGGCAGAUCUACCAGCAGGUUGCCGGGACGGACAUGGAGAUAUGUGCCAAUGACCUCAAAAUUCUUUUGAAUGGGGUUGUAGCUAAGUACAUUGACCUGAAGGCAGCGAUCUUCAGUUUGGAAAGCUGCAGAAGCAUGAUCGCUCUGAUGGAUACAGACGGCAGUGGCAAAAUCAACCUGCAAGAGUUCAAACACCUGUGGAAAAAGAUCAAGCAGUGGCGGAUGAUCUUCACACGCUACGACGUAGAUCAAUCUGGCACCAUUAGCAGCUUUGAGAUGAGGAACGCUGUGCAAGAUGCAGGCUUCCGUCUCAAUAACCAGCUGUAUAACAUCAUAACCAUGCGUUAUGCAGACAAGAACCUGGAACUGGACUUUGACAGUUACAUCAGCUGCAUGGUUCGGCUCGAAGGGAUGUUCCGAGCAUUCCAAGCCUUUGACAAAGACGGAGACGGUGUAAUAAAGUUGAACGUUGUAGAGUGGCUGCAGCUGACAAUGUAUGCAUAGAUCUCUGUCGGGAUGCACAAGACUGAUCAUCAUGGGUUCUCUGGGAAUGGCCCAGAAAACAUUUUUAAUUCAUGAAACCUCAAGACUGACCAAAAUAGGUCUUAAGUAAACUAGAGUGACAACUUGCAAUUGAUCUUUGUGCUGCUCUAUGGAUUCUCCUGCCUUGUGAACUGAGCUAAUGGUUGGAUGUAAAGUCUCAAGCUGGUUUGGAAAACCAGGCCAGUGACCUUACAAACUACAAUCUUACAAGUACAAUUGACUUUUUUUGAUUAUUACCAAUUGCAUUUUUGUAAAAAAAAAGUCAAUAAAUACUUAUUUUUAACUGA
Alosa alosa (allis shad) is the source of this 2530-nucleotide messenger RNA. Its product is annotated as calpain-3-like. The record is from RefSeq and is a predicted model, not a curated record. Gene Ontology annotation, cellular component: cytoplasm. Gene Ontology annotation, molecular function: calcium ion binding; calcium-dependent cysteine-type endopeptidase activity. The transcript has 22 exons. The coding region runs from base 66 to 2204 and encodes 712 amino acids. Lineage: Eukaryota; Metazoa; Chordata; Actinopteri; Clupeiformes; Clupeidae. Gene Ontology annotation, biological process: negative regulation of apoptotic process; proteolysis.